AUAUCAAAAAUAUAACUGAGAAUAAUCUCUCUGAGAGAUCUAAAAGCAAAAUUCCGCAUCUCUACCGAUGAAACUUGUCUCCUAUACCAUAACGACAAUUGUCUCGAUGCCAUACAGUUUCCUAUUUACAGUUUUUUUUACGCUAUAUUUAGCUGAGACUAGCUGAGAUUUAAUUUACGAAAUGUCUUUUCUAUCACAGCUUAAUCUCAUCUCAACAAAGAAUAAAAGAAAAGAAAGAAAUAUUUAUUAUUUUAAUUCACUUUGCGCGGUGCAACGAGAUCAUAACUUGAAACUUUCUUGUAGAUACUUUCUUGAAGAUAUCAUUCAUUGUGUAGAUAUCAUUCAUUCUCGGUGCAUUUGUAAUGGGUCAUACACAAUAAACUCGAACUUUUUUACAUGGAUAAAUAGCACCUAGAAAAUAUUAUGAUUUUACUGAUGCUAUCAAUGAAAAGACCGCUGAUAGCAUCAAAGUCGACGGCAAGGAAUCUUGAAAAAAGCGAUUUUCAAAUUAAUCGAAAGCUUUCAACUCUGGUCUCAAUUAGGUAAUUGGAGCUUGCAGACUCAAGACGAAGAUAAACAUCCGCAUUUAUAAAUGGCUGAAUCAGUCAAACAUUGGAAAGAGAUGACGAAGAAAGCGCGUGACCUUACUAGUAGCCAGGUCUGAUCGGAUAGAAGAAUGUAGCUUUCCGAAACGGAAGCGAAUACACGCCGAGUAAAGACGCGAAUAAAUGACAGUGACGAAGAUGACGAUGACGAUGACGAUGACGACGACGACGACGACGACGACGACGACAACGACAACGACGAUGAUGAUGACAAUGACGAGGUCAACGUGGAGGAAUAACUACGAUUACCAGUGCCGUGUAGCGCAGUUAGUAGAGCCCAGGGUAUAUGUGCGUUGUAUUAAUAGCCAAGUAUAAAGCGGUGGUGGGGCCGCGGUUGCUCGCGGGUGAAAAUAGAAAAGAAUGUUUUUGGAAUCCAAUUGGUCUUGGUUGGCAGAACGAUGGGGCAAUAUGGCCGACUUGGCCGAGCGGGUGGACGAUCUGAUAUGCAGUUUUGACUCGACUGGUGAGACGACCAUGGAUACGCUGUCGAUGCUGAUAUUCGGCUGGAUGUUAUUCGGUUUGAUGGUGUUGUGUGUUGGCAAAUAUGUAUAUAAUCGUUUUGUACUGAACGAGCUCUCUGCCGCCGCUGCGGCCACUUCAUCGUCGUCAUUGCAGCUUGGCAAGGAUGGCCAUGCCUAUCACGGUGAGAGUGCCGUGACAAUGAGUGCUGCCGGUGGUACCGCUGUUGGAAAACUGUUGGACAAAUCGAAAUCGACGUUAGUGUCAUCGACGUCCUCGUCGUCGCUCGCGAGGGCUGGUGCCGGUGGUGCAGGUGGCGGUGGGACCGUUAGUGCUGUUGCUGUUACCGCUGGUAAUAGUAGUAGUGGUGGUACCACCGCUGGUAGUAGCGGUGGUAGUGGUAGUGGUGGUGGUGGUGGUGGUGGUGGUGGUGGUACGAGUGUGGUAGCAGGUACGAGAUCACCGUCGCCAGGGGGUUACGUGCCACCUACACCUCCGAUCAGGAAACGCCUGAUUCGGAAGACUUCCGGUGCUCUCAUUAGCCCGUCCCGAAGUUCCAGAGCUCUACAUCUGCCAACCGCGACUGGCGCGGAUGCCGAGGCCGUACGUUGGGUCAACGAACUGAUCGUAUGGCUGCAUCAUGACCUCGUUAUCCUCAACGAACUCUUGGCCACUUGGGUGGUCUCCCUCAACGAUUUUACCGCCGGCUCCACCGAUGAGGUAUGGAUUGUCAUUCUUUCAAGCGAUUUGAUAGCUCUAACGCUCGCCAUAUCGGCAAACAUUUGA
This is a messenger RNA of Pogonomyrmex barbatus (red harvester ant), 1850 nucleotides long. RefSeq lists its product as uncharacterized. Lineage: Eukaryota; Metazoa; Arthropoda; Insecta; Hymenoptera; Formicidae. The record is from RefSeq and is a predicted model, not a curated record.